Hemiscyllium ocellatum (epaulette shark) is the source of this 2280-nucleotide messenger RNA. RefSeq names its product coiled-coil domain containing 170 (gene ccdc170). The transcript has 12 exons. The record is from RefSeq and is a predicted model, not a curated record. The coding region runs from base 1 to 2280 and encodes 759 amino acids. NCBI's taxonomy places the organism in Eukaryota, Metazoa, Chordata, Chondrichthyes, Orectolobiformes, Hemiscylliidae.
AUGUCAACAGUAACCGUGCGCUGCGCUCGCUGGGCCGGGUGUCGAGCUCCCCAGCAGCCGGCCACCGAGUGCCCGAGUUCCAGGUGUCGGAGCAGAUUGGAAACUCAGAAGGGAAUCUUUGACCCAAUGGUGGAAAAUCCAGUUUUACGUGACCAACUGAAUCAUUAUCGGGUAGCUUCUGAAACAGCUCGCAGUGAACUGGCUGCACUGCAGGUCAAAUAUAAAGGCAGUCAGACUGAGCUCACAGACACUUGCCUGAAGCUCACAUCUCAAGAGGGUUAUAUCCAGGAGCUAAAGGCAGAAGUUGAAAGCUACAAGAUGGACAACACGAGGCAGCAGUCGCUCAUUGGUUGCUUGAGAGAGCGAAUCGUGGAAUCCGAGGAGAAGACAAGAACACUGCUUUCUUCAAAGACUGAAACUGAAGUAACUCUGCAGGUUUUACAGAAUGAGAACAAGGAACUCCGACAGAGGAAUACUGAAUUAGAGAGCAAACUCAGGAAACAUUUAAUGGAGUGGGAUGUGGCCAAGCAGGAAGACACAAGAAGAAUUAAAGAGCAUGAUGAAUUCUUGGAGAAGCUCAGCCAUGCCAUCAAUAUUGAUUCUAGAGCAGGAGAGCAUCAUCUGGAUUUGCUGUUGUCACAGGCCGGGGAGUUGUAUAAAGAGAACAACAGGAAGACUAUCCAGAUUAGAAGCCUCGAGGAGACCAUCGGUGCCCAUGACAUGGAGUCAAAAGCCAGCCGGGAAACUAUCAUGAGGCUGGUCUCUGAGCUGGGUAGGGAACAGAAAGCUGUUGCCUCCUACCUGCAGGAAUUAGAUACCAUUCGUAAGGACUUGGACAAUGCACUGAAUGCUAAACACCACCUUGAAAGAGAGAACAGAAGCCUCCAGGACAGGCUGGACUCAACACAAAGAGCAUGGGAAGCCUCCAAGUUAGAAAUAAGAAGCUGGGAACAGCAUUCCAAAGAGCUGGAUGGGAAUUUACUGACCAGUGUGUGUGAGGCCAAAUCAGCUCAUACUCAGCUAGAGGCAUUCAAGCAUCAAUUGGCAUUCCUGCUCAACAAGACAGAUGUGAUAGUUCCACCCACUGAAGAUGCAAUCAAAGAAAGAAUCCGUGAAGUUUGUAACAGUGAGGAAGCUAGCAAACAGGUAAUGUCACGGUUGGAAGAGAAUGUGACCAAACUGACCGAGCAACUGGAGAGGCAGGUGGAUCUGCACCAAGCUGCACUGCAACGUUGCACCAAGGCAGAUCUGGGACUUUCAGAACUUCAGGAGAGAGUUCGAACCCUGGAGGGAAACCUGCUAAGCGGAGAUGUGCUGUGUGAUACCCUGAGCCAGGACAAACAGAAAUAUCUGAAGUUCUUGGAGGACAUGGCGGAGAGGAUGAAACUGGAGAGGGUGACAGCAGAGAUCGGCUUUGAUAUGCAGCUGGAUGCAAUUCUAGCCCGGGCUGAUCAACUGGUUAAAAUGGAGAAUGAGGCCAUAGUUGAGAACAAGACCCUUACGUACAACCUGAAGAGAAAGCUGAAAGCCCAGAAAGACAAGUUAGUCAGCAAAGAGCUGCACAUGGACCUGCUGAGGAGAAAGAUUGCACAACUCGAUACAGAGAAACAAACGCAAACUGCGCUGGCGGUGGAGAGAGACGAGGCCAACUUAACUGUGCGGAAGCUGAAGAAAAAGGUGGAACGCCUUGAGAAGGAACUCGUUGCAGCACAGACCUCUAGCUUAGAUCUGAAAGCAAAACUCUCUGACACUCAGGAGCUUAAGAUCAAAACGCUGGAGCAGAGCAAAACGAUAGAUGAGCUGAAUAAAUCUGUGAGGAAGCUGGAGACCUUGAAGGAAACAGCCAUAGAAAAGCUCAACGCCACAAAAUCAGACCUGGACUUCACUGAGCUUGAGGCAAAGGAGGAGAAAGAGCGAGCCCAGAGCAUUCUGGAAGCUGUGGGCAGUGAGCUGAAGACACUCAAACAAGCCCUGCAGGAAGUGGCCAGAAGAGAGAGACAGCUGUUGGAUUUCCGGGAGGUUGUCUCAAGGAUACUGGGCCUGAACGUUAAUACCCUUGCACUUCCUGAGUAUGAGAUCGUCAAACGGCUGGAAAAGCUCGCCCAAGCUCACCACACGUCUGCCAUGUCGGCGCUGUGCCUUGAGAAUUCGAUGGGUAAACUACACCAGGGUUACGUGGCAGGGUGUGAGGCCAGGCAAAGGUUGGCCAGUAGUCUCAACCAUCCAGGGUACAAGCCCACGCCUGCGUUGCCAGCACGAAGACCAAAGAGCAGCUCGUAA